Suillus bovinus is the source of this 708-nucleotide messenger RNA. RefSeq lists its product as uncharacterized. Bases 1 to 708 code for a protein of 235 amino acids. The record is from RefSeq and is a predicted model, not a curated record. Lineage: Eukaryota; Fungi; Basidiomycota; Agaricomycetes; Boletales; Suillaceae. The transcript has 9 exons. Gene Ontology annotation, biological process: carbohydrate metabolic process. Gene Ontology annotation, molecular function: polygalacturonase activity.
AUGACCGACACUCGCAUAUACAAUGCGUUCCUCAUUCCACGCACAUCUUCAACAAUAUCAUCCUGGGUCAAUUCUGACAAUGCUUUGGACAUAUGCAGGGACGGAUUUUUCGCUGGAGGCACCAAUUUACUUUUCGAAAGCAACCAUGUUGUGAACGGAGAUGACUGCUUGACUGUUGCUAGUGGCGCCAAGAAUAUCACUUGGAGCAUAGAUGGCUACUGCGAGGGGUCACACGGUCUCUCAGUCGGUUCACUUGGCGAGGGCGGUCAAGUGGCAUCCGUAGAGAACAACCGCACUCUGAAUACAGCUCGUUUCAAGGGUUGGACUGGCGGAAACGGUGCUGCUAUCAAGCUCUAUAACAUGAAAAGGUAUCACAUUUAUCGAUGUGAUGCUCCCUAUUUUCGUGACACAAAAGGCGGCUUGCAUCCGAGCUCAUCGUCCGUUAACGAGACUCACAUCGAAAACUUCCUGUUCGAUCACUUUGUUGGCGAGCUCUCUAGUGCAUCCGGAUACGUGGAAGAUUUAUGUAUCACCGACCCUUGCUGGUACUACGUGUCUGGUGCAACAGGCAAGGAAGGCAUCAUUUUUGACUUGUAUCCCGACACCGCGACCAACAUUGUCGUGAAGAACUUUGUUGCGCACACACUUAGUGGUGCCCCUGUUGCCGCAAUGUGCAAUUCAUCCACUGAAUGCGCUGCCUUGGAGUGA